Miniopterus natalensis is the source of this 981-nucleotide messenger RNA. Its product is annotated as olfactory receptor 1D2-like. Gene Ontology annotation, molecular function: olfactory receptor activity; G protein-coupled receptor activity. The record is from RefSeq and is a predicted model, not a curated record. Gene Ontology annotation, biological process: G protein-coupled receptor signaling pathway. NCBI's taxonomy places the organism in Eukaryota, Metazoa, Chordata, Mammalia, Chiroptera, Miniopteridae. Gene Ontology annotation, cellular component: membrane.
AAAUGUUUGUUGGUGCUAAUGUUGCAGACAGUUGGAGAAAUGUUUGGAGGUAACCAGAGUGGGGUCUCAGACUUCAUACUCCUGGGGAUCUCAGAGAGUCCUGAAGACCAGCGCGUCCUGUUUGGGAUGUUCCUGUCCAUGUACCUGGUCACGGUCGUGGGAAAUGCCCUCAUCGUCCUGGCCAUAGGCACUGAUGUGCGACUGCACACUCCCAUGUACUUCUUUCUGGCCAACCUCUCCUUCACUGAUCUCUUCUUUGUCACCAACACAGUCCCCAAGACGCUGGUGAACUUUCGAUCCCAGAACAAAGCCAUCUCCUAUGCAGGAUGCCUGACACAGCUCUACUUCCUGGUCUCCUUGGUGACCCUGGACAACUGCAUCCUGGCCACAAUGGCAUAUGACCGCUACAUGGCCAUCUGCCGUCCACUUCACUAUGUCACAGUCAUGAGCCCUGGGCUCUGUAUUUUGCUCCUCUCUUUCUGUUGGCUGAUCUCUUUCCUCUAUGGUCUCUUCCUCACCCUCCUCAUGGCCAGGGUCACCUUCUGUGGGUCCCGGAAGAUCCACUACAUCUUCUGUGAGAUGAAUGUCUUGCUGAGGCUCGCGUGUUCCAACACCCAAGUCAUCCACAUGGUACAGACUGCCACGGGAUCCUUCCUCUUCUUCACCCCCUUAGGGAUCAUAAUUCUGUCCUAUGUCUGGAUUGCCACAGCCAUCCUCCGAAUACCCUCAGCCUCUAGCAAGUACAAAGCCUUCUCCACCUGUGCCUCCCAUUUGGCUGUGGUCUCCCUCUUCUAUGGGACACUUUCUAUGGUCUAUCUGAAACCCCUGGAAACCGACUCUAUGAAGGACUCAGUGGCCACAGUGAUGUACGCUGUGGUCACCCCCAUGAUGAACCCUUUCAUCUAUAGCCUGAGGAACAAGGACAUGCAUGGGGCUCUGGGAAGACUCCUCCUGGGGAAAGCCUUCCAGAGGUUCACAUGA